This is a messenger RNA of Aureobasidium uvarum, 1572 nucleotides long. The record is from the annotation of a GenBank genome assembly. NCBI's taxonomy places the organism in Eukaryota, Fungi, Ascomycota, Dothideomycetes, Dothideales, Saccotheciaceae.
AUGGACGAACCAGUCCCUGGAUUACCUCUCGCGCCCGCUUCUGGCAAUCAUAAUACGAACAUACCAGAAACAAACACGACACCGACGCAGAUUCUUCCACGACCAUCACCCCAAGCCAACGUGACCUUUGCUAGCCUCAUGGCCAACUUGAACACCCACUCACAGCCCGAUAUCACCCAGCCACCAUCCAAGCGUGUCAGACUGGAAGAACCCAACACUGAUGCCGCUGUUCAAGAUGAACCUCUUACGCCUUCGCUGCACGACAGCCCAGGAGAUCCCACACGUCCGGAAAGCUUCUUUGACUGUCAAGCCGAGAGGAAACUUGCAGGCUACCUUGGUUUCAUAUCAACGUCUGAACUGCAUAUUUGCGCAAUCUCAUGGCCCCUUCUGCGCGCCACCGUCGCCAUCCACCCAAUUCUUCACAAGCUCAACAAAGAACUGGCGCUUGCUCUAAUCCGCGAUGCUGAGCGCAUUGGAGAGGCAGCAGCAAUUGACAAGGGCUGGUCCUUGCUCACUUCUGAUGGCAAGGGUAUCUCAAAUGCAAAGAAGGCCGAGCACCUCACCAUUGUGCUGAUCAACUUGAAAUCUGAUCUGGCCACCAUGUCCGCCGCUUCAGACAAGCAAAAUCAGCUGCAACACCAACAUGAUUGUCAGAAGUUCAAUGCACAAUACCCCACUCACAACUGCCCUCAGAUCAGCUACCCUGUCAGACCUCCCAUUCUAUCACCAUUGGCAGGUGAGGAUUUUCUCGAAGGUUAUAAUCGAUGUUUUCUGCUUCUUCGACACAUGCGAAACAUUCUGAAGACGAACGUGUUUGACACCAGAUACAAGAACGACGGCUUCAAGUCCGGUCAUCCUAUCAAUGAUGAACACAAACCGGCAUGGAUGCGUUUAGCUGGUCCAUCCAUAGUUACCACCACGACAAGGCGAGCAAGCCAUACCGCUACCACUCAAAACGCAGAUCUCACUACGCCUCGUCACCUGGCCGCUCCGUUCAGCUACUCUGCUAUAUCCAGUAUCGAGACAAAACCCCAGUACAUCCUCACUACCAGACUCUCCCUACCAACCGAUACUAUCCACCCUGACAAGGCGGCUACCAACAUCGCUUGCACAUCAAAGUCCGUUGCUGUUAUCUGGGACCAUGAUCUAGAACCCUCAUCCACAAAACCAGGACUCAAGCGCGCCAUGACUCGAGCUCAAGAAAAAGGCGUCGAUCCUCCUUCCGAACUACAGAAGCUAAGAAAAGACCCAAGACAAAUGGACCGAGAGCCAUUGCUGUACGAGCAAAUCCGAAUCCAAUUCAGAUGUCAGUUUCUCGGCAUCGAUCUGUGUAAGCUUUUGUUGCAGUACACGACUUCGGCGUUCGGGGACACUGUGACGGUCAAGCAAAAUCUUCAAGACGAGUCUUGGGCUGAUACGCAAGCUGCUCUUGCUGAUCCCGAUAAUCGCGGGUUUGUUUUUCGCGUGGGCUUUUUUUGCUGUGGAGGAUUAGAGUGGUGUGAAGUGAGAUGCUCGGGUGGUGGGCUUUGGGAGGGGGGAAAGGGGUGGCUCACACGAAAAAGAUCAAAGUAG